Molecule: messenger RNA, 270 nt
Organism: Paramecium sonneborni
Lineage: Eukaryota; Ciliophora; Oligohymenophorea; Peniculida; Parameciidae
Source: the annotation of a GenBank genome assembly
AUGGGAUGCCACUGUACCAAAACAAAAGAAUCAUUAUAAUCUUAAUUUAAAGAACCUUAAAUAUUGAUUUUUUAAAAUGAACCACAAAAUUUAACUCAGCCUACCUCUGAUUACAGAAUUGAAGAUUAUGAUUAAAAUAAACCACCAAAAUUAUGUUUAAUUAGUAAUUCUAAUAGAGGAAUCAAAAAAACUCAUUAAAAUCGAAGAGAAAUAGGAGGAAAGAAAGAAAUAUUUUCCUAAUUAUAUAUACGUCCAUAUUAGAAAAAAUGA